GCACUCGCAUGUCACGCUGCGUCAGACGCACAGUAUUGCGGAAGUGAAGACAGUAAAUAUUACUCUUCGAAGGUGGAGCUUUAUUUUUGGAUCGAAACUGUGAGGGGACUCUGAUGUUUACUUCAUCAAAAUAAUACGUACUGACGGGGAAAAAUCUAUACUGGUCUUGAGAUAAACAUUAAAAUAUCAGCCAACAUUUGUUAAGAAAGUGUCCAUCAUGCUUGGCGGUGGGUAUAAAGCGGAGAGGCUUCGAGUCAACCUUCGGCUGGUCAUUAAUAGACUCAAGCUGCUUGAGAAGAAGAAAACCGAGCUGGCGCAGAAAGCGCGAAAGGAAAUAGCCGAUUACUUGUCAUCCGGGAAAGAUGAGCGUGCUCGUAUCCGCGUGGAGCACAUCAUCAGGGAGGACUACCUGGUGGAGGCCAUGGAGAUCCUCGAGCUGUACUGUGACCUACUACUGGCACGGUUUGGCCUCAUUCAGUCCAUGAAGGAGCUGGAUCCUGGGUUGCAGGAGGCUGUGUCCACAUUAAUAUGGGCUGCCCCACGCCUGCAGUCAGAAGUAUCUGAAUUGAAGAUUGUGUCUGAUCAACUGUGUGCAAAAUACAGCAAGGAGUACGGCAAGCUGUGCAGGACAAACCAAAUAGGGACGGUCAACGACAGGCUGAUGCAUAAGCUGAGCGUGGAGGCACCCCCAAAGAUCCUGGUGGAGCGUUACCUUAUUGAGAUCGCCAAGAACUACAACGUACCUUACGAACCCGACGCCAUGGUCAGGCCCGAGGUGGCCUUUGGUGAGGAGGCGGACCUCAUUGAUGUGGACAGUGACAGCAGAAAGCCAGGUGGCGGGGGUGGCGGCUUCACUGCGCCAGCUGCGGCUGGGUCCGUACCCAUGCCCCCCGGGUUCAAAUACCCCACCCCCAGUGGAUCAGAGCCCUUCCAUGACACUGUGGGAACCUAUGAUAGCAUUCCAAACUUCCAGCCCCCGGUAAGAGGACAGCCCCCCCAGCUUCCGAGUGUUCCCCCCACCUACGAGUCUAUCGAUGAUUUGGUCAUCAAACCAUCCGGGCCUGCCCAGGUACCUGGUCCAGGCCCGUCCUUCGGGUCAUUUGACAACAGCCCCCUCCCUGAGCUUCCCUCUGUCCCUGACACACUACCUGCGUCUUCCUUCGGCCGGAACGCCUCGACUUCCGACGACAUCGACUUUGACGACCUCUCGCGGCGCUUUGAGGAGCUGAAGAAGAAGACCUAGAACGUCAUGAAGACCAGUCUAUUGUUAUGGUGACUGGCUAAGGGGCAUGAGCCCUGGUCAGAUUUAAGAAUAUGGAUUCUCUCUUGCAGUAAAUUUCCCUCCCCUGUCUCCUCCCUAAAUUCCAAUAUUAUCGUACUUAAACACAGUGAAGCGGUCAGGGGGUGAGCCUUUGGUCGCGCCAUUCUUAGUGAACGACUUGAUAAAACACCCAGCUGUCAAAGUGUGGAAAAGCCAUCGUGGGCCUAAUCCCAAAGCUUAUAGACAACCACGCUGCCUCGUACCCAAACUAUAGUACCCGCUGUUUGAUUGACGGCCUUUGAGAGUUUGCCAGAGAGCAAAGAACGCCAUCUCAUUAAACGUCAUGAUGAUGUUUCUAGCCGUGGUUAAAGAUCUUCAGUUGUGAAUGAAAUAAGGCGUUUCGCAACCAGAAGAAUUGCGAUGUAUCCUAAACAUUUCUUGUUUUGACAUGUAAGCUUCUUGGUGUUUAGUUUGAUCAGUUCUUGAGGUCAUGUUUUCUAAUCACACUGGAGAUUUAAUAUUUUGUCACACUGAAAGGGGUGGAAGUGUGAUAUUGCAACCAAUCAGCAAAUACUUAAAAAAAAAUUUAGUAACAGUAAUUUAAAUGCACAUGCUAGGUUAAAGCUUCUACAGGCCAUUCUGCCUGAUGCUUCCCUUUGUAACUUGCUGUUGGGUAGACCUGCACUUUAACAUUGAGGGAUUUAGUCUGGCUAAAGAUAUUUAAGAGAGACUUCAUUGUAUAAAAUCUGAGAAUCUGGUUCCUCAUUUUCAAAUUUCCAGCAUAUGACAUGAACCUGGUUUUAUAUAUCUAUAUUUGUAAUUUGUAUGUAGGAUCAUGGCUAAAGUGAUCUGAUAUAUGCAUUUGUAAACCAGAUUGAAAUCAAAAGCUGACAUAUUACUUUUUCUGAUGUUCCUAAUGCUGACAUUACUUCAGUGCUGCAAGGUUCUAGGUCAUAUUUUGGUCACAUUUGAUUCAUUGAAAGCUUCAACACCCAAGUGGUUGUAAUAAUAUAAUAGAAUUAAAGCACUACAAACAAACACUCCUUACCUUACGAAGGUGGUGAAUGACUUAGUCCGUUAGGAAGAGGAUGGAUUUACAGCAAAACAGCCGAAGUCGAUUUUGAAGUUACGUUAUUAUUCUGAGUUCUUUUUAUCUCUCUUGUUAAAAAUGUUCAUUUUCAUCUCAGUUAUGCCCUUAUGCUCUUUAUUUAUCAAGUGCAGCCUUAUAUUUAUUUUUAUGGCUCGAGCUGAAAUAAGGUGGUGUUCAAAAUUACGGGGCUGGUUUUAUAUUCUUUUAAAUUGUUUCAAUGUAGUCCCCUAAUCGUAUCCUCAUAUCAGUCAUAGCCCAGUUUCGUUAGCGCUUAUGCGAUCUGUCUCUUUGUAAUCAGUAUGGCUAACCUGUCCGGUAGUAUGCUAAUCUGUUAACAUAAUGGGUUGCAUUUUUAAAUUAGUUGUGUAUGUAAAUGGGAUUGUCUGUGGCCAUUCAUUUCUUGACGAAAGGAGAAGCACCAGACAUCCCAAAAACAGCGUCUCCGACCUUCAACAACAUACCUCUCUUUGGUUCUCCUUACGGUGUGUCUGAAUGUUUUAAAGUUUAUUUUGAGCUAUGUUAUGUAUUAAUUAUCGAUCGUUACAAAAAAAACGGACGUUACUUAAUAAAACAUUACUUGUCACACAAGAA
Molecule: messenger RNA, 2942 nt
Organism: Paramormyrops kingsleyae
Lineage: Eukaryota; Metazoa; Chordata; Actinopteri; Osteoglossiformes; Mormyridae
Source: RefSeq, a predicted model, not a curated record